Messenger RNA from Brassica rapa (field mustard), 1387 nucleotides. RefSeq names its product E3 ubiquitin-protein ligase RDUF2. Gene Ontology annotation, molecular function: ubiquitin protein ligase activity. Gene Ontology annotation, biological process: protein ubiquitination. Gene Ontology annotation, cellular component: cytoplasm. The record is from RefSeq and is a predicted model, not a curated record. Lineage: Eukaryota; Viridiplantae; Streptophyta; Magnoliopsida; Brassicales; Brassicaceae.
CUAUUAGUCAGCGAUUCCCCUCUCUCUCUCAGAUCCUCUCACCAAGUCAGAAGGUUAUAAAAGAUGCCGUCAACGCCGCCUACAACUCCGUCCACGACGUCGUAUUGGUGUUACAGCUGCACGCGAUUCGUCAGCGUCUGGGCUGAACACGGCACCACCGAGGGCCUCGCUUGCCCUCACUGCGACGGCGGAUUCAUCGAAGAAGUCACCGAUUCCUCCGCCGCCGCCGCCGAAUUAGCCUCCCCAGCUUCCGCCGAAGUUAGAUCGAUCAACAGCAGCCGUAGAUCCGUGAUUAGACGGCGGAGAUCCAGUCGCCGUCCCUCUUUUAACCCCGUCAUCGUUCUCCAAGGAGGCGCCGGCGAGGGAGAAGACGGAGACGCGGCUAGGGACCGACGCGCUUUCGAGUUUUACUACGAUGACGGAUCCGGAUCGGGUCUCAGACCUCUUCCGGAUUCAGUAUCCGAGAUUCUGAUGGGAUCCGGAUUCGAGCGGUUGCUCGAGCAGCUGAGUCAAAUCGAGGCGGCGGGUGGCGGACUCGGCAGAUCCGGGAACCCGCCGGCGUCGAAAUCGGCGAUUGAGUCUUUGCCGAGAGUCGAAAUCUCCGAUUGCCAUAUAACCGCGGAGGCGAACUGCGCGGUGUGCACGGAGGUUUUCGAGGCGGAGACGGAGGCGCGUGAGAUGCCGUGUAAGCAUAUUUUCCACGAGGACUGCAUCGUGCCGUGGCUAUCGAUUCGGAACUCGUGCCCGGUCUGCAGAUUCGAGAUUCCUUCGGAGUCUAACCAACAAGGGAGCAGCGAGGAGGGUGAUAACGCCGUGGGGAUGACGAUAUGGAGACUCCCCGGAGGAGGGUUUGCUGUCGGGAGGUUUAACGCGGCGAUGAGGGAUGGGGAGAGAGUGUUGCCUGUGGUGUUGACGGAGAUGGAUGGUGGUGGGCUUGGGGGUAACAGCGAGGGGCCUAGACGGAUCUCGUGGGUUAGAGGUAACGGGGCUGUUGAAUCGGAUGGUAGUAACGGUGGUGGAUCCGGGUCGGGAGGGAGGUUGAGACGGAUGGUUCGUGGAGUGGUGUCGUUGAUGAGGAGAGUGAGACCAAACCGUGGGUCUAAUUCAUCUUCUGCUGCUGUUUCAUCUUCGGACAGUGAAGUGGAAUCUAGGGUUAUGGAUCGGUCGAAUUCAGUGCUGAGGAGAUACUUUGGGAGGAACAGAAGUAACAGAGGUUCUUCAGUUCUGCAUUGAUAUAUAAUGGUUUGUUUGUUUAUUAUUCGAGAGUGUAUAUAUAUAAGAGUUCAGAAGAAAGAUUGCAACUCAAGUUUUAUUUUUAAAAUUCGAUUGAUUCUUCGUAUGUUACAUUACAUCAAAAUUUCUCAAUGAUCAUUCAAGUUUUCAUAUU